Molecule: messenger RNA, 471 nt
Organism: Ilyonectria robusta
Lineage: Eukaryota; Fungi; Ascomycota; Sordariomycetes; Hypocreales; Nectriaceae
Product: SMAD/FHA domain-containing protein
Exons: 1
Biological process (GO): maintenance of RNA location; mRNA splicing, via spliceosome
Cellular component (GO): nucleus
Molecular function (GO): protein binding; mRNA binding
Source: RefSeq, a predicted model, not a curated record
AAGGAGAAACCCAAUUUUGGAACCUCGGGAGCUUUGGCAGCCGCAUCCAACGCGGUGGAACAGGCGGAUGGGUCAACAAUCACGCUCAAGUAUCACGAGCCAGCCGAGGCCCGAAAACCUUCUCCUCGCGACGAGUGGAAGCUUUUCGUCUUCAAGGGAGGAGACGUCGUAGAUACCAUCGACCUCAGCGCGCGAAGCUGCUGGCUGGUAGGCCGAGAGAUGGCCGUGGUGGAUUUGCCCGCCGAACACCCGAGCAUCAGCAAGCAACACGCCGUGAUCCAGUUCCGAUACACGGAGAAGAGGAACGAAUUUGGCGACAAGAUUGGCAAGGUCAAGCCUUACAUUAUCGAUCUCGAGAGUGCUAACGGCACCAUAUUGAACGACGACAAGAUCCCCGACAGCAGAUACCUGGAGCUCAGAGACAAGGACAUGAUUCAAUUCGGACACAGCACUAGAGAGUACGUCGUAAUG